AUACCUCUUUGGUUAUUAGUUUACCAUCAGAACCUUCCGGUAUAUUGUAACAAGAUGGAUUUUCAUAAAACGUGUGUGAUUGUUGGGCUGUUAGCUAUGGCACAUGCUGCUUAUUCAGCGGCACAACACAGAUCCUAUCUGAGAUUAACGGAACAGGAAUUCACAAAACUUCCAAUUGAUAUUAUAAUCCAGUGCUUUGUUGGACUGUUUCUGACAUGUUAUGGAGUGGUACAUAUAUCAGGAAAUUUCAGAGAGAUACGAGCCAGCUCCGAACAAGAUAGCAAAACAUGGGAUAUGGUGAGCAACAGACAGUCAUUUUACUGUUUUAACCAUCGUGGAAAGGCUAUGUUUCCUCGCAGGGAUGCUAACUCCUGUGGAUAACACCAGUAUUGACUAAAUAAUCCAGUGUGAGUCUUCAGAUGGAGUUAAUGAAGGAGAGAAUGGACUGUUGUACAUUAUUGACAUUGAGUGUGAUCGACACUAUGCAUGUAUAUUAGUCCUGAUGUUUGAGUGUAAGUGGUACCUGUGAUAUGGUUAACAUUGUAAGAGUUGGUGCUGAUUACCCAGGAAUUAUUCUAUCUGGAUGUAACAGACGUGUGUAUGAAUGUAAAAGUAUUUUUCCUAUCUAUACAUUUGGGUAAGAAAUUAAGGUUUCAUUCCGGAUUGUUCACAUUGUGCAUGUUAUUUAAAUUUCCGAAUGAUGUCAUCAUAGUUUCCCAAACCUUUAAAUCUGGUAUUUGUUUACGCAAGGAAAUGAAAUUGAGCAACCAAUUCAUCCCAUUUCCCCCAAAGAUCUUUUAUGAAGCAUGUCUUUAAAGAAUAUCUUGUUUUAUUGAGCUACUGGUCAGCAUAAAUGAAUUUUCUCACAAGUUUCAUAAACCUUGUAUUAAAUGGUAACUAAAGAUACUUGUAGCUUUGCCAAUACUCUUGAAUUCUUAUUUUUAUUGGGCAAAACUUCCUUGGUGAUAUCUAAAGUUUGAAGUUUUGUUCAUGUAUUUAUUUUUGAAAUAUACAAUGCCAAUCACAGUUAAACUUGAUGUAAUUAUACCCGUGUUUAUAACGCUAUGAAAUGUCAUUCCACACUGAAAAUAUCGGAAUAAGUCGUAGAUUCAAUAUAAAAUAAAUUGUAAAUCUGUAUUAUGUUGUGUUUGUAAUAAUUAGAUAAAGAAUGGUUGAAAUGACUACCUGGUAUAUGUGUAUCCGAGUAUAAGCAGAAUGUAUGUACAUGUAUAUUCAGUAAAGAUGCCACAUAUUUUGAAAGAAGUGUCAAUAAUACUGUAGGAAAAUCUAGUAUCAUUCUUCAUUCUAAUGAGGAAUUUAGUCCACUUUUGUUUAUAACAAAGGUAUUCAGCCAUGUUUGGUAUUUUAUGCAAAAUCAUAAUGAUUCUGUCUAUCAAUAUAAUUUACUCAGGAGUGUAAUAAAAGAUCUUAAAUACUGUACGUUGUAAUGAAAUUGUAUGUCUGAAGUUAGUCAUUGGAUGUUUGUAAAUUGAAAAAUAAAAUCUACAAAAUAUUA
This is a messenger RNA of Pecten maximus, 1516 nucleotides long. RefSeq names its product membrane magnesium transporter 1-like. The record is from RefSeq and is a predicted model, not a curated record. Gene Ontology annotation, cellular component: Golgi apparatus; early endosome; plasma membrane. The coding region runs from base 55 to 381 and encodes 108 amino acids. NCBI's taxonomy places the organism in Eukaryota, Metazoa, Mollusca, Bivalvia, Pectinida, Pectinidae. The transcript has 4 exons.